Aspergillus sclerotioniger CBS 115572 is the source of this 1174-nucleotide messenger RNA. Its product is annotated as SDR family oxidoreductase. The record is from RefSeq and is a predicted model, not a curated record. Bases 200 to 1174 code for a protein of 324 amino acids. Gene Ontology annotation, molecular function: oxidoreductase activity, acting on the CH-OH group of donors, NAD or NADP as acceptor. The transcript is spliced from 3 exons. NCBI's taxonomy places the organism in Eukaryota, Fungi, Ascomycota, Eurotiomycetes, Eurotiales, Aspergillaceae.
UUUCAAUUCUCCUCGGUAUUCGUAGCCUACGGUCUAUGCUUACUGCUAAUCCGGCUGGUCUGGAAUAUACUACCUGGAUAUGGCGAUCCAAGCAGCGGGGCAGGUGAUGGGAGAUUCAUAGCGGCCACAUACCGUCGACUGCCCUCCUCAUCAUUCCUCCAUCCUUCUCUUGGGUAUCAAUUUUCUGAAAUGCAUCACGAUGGCAACCCUCAAUGCCGAAACCAUCCUUAUCACCGGUGCCUCCGGUUACAUGGCCACCCACAUAGUCAAGUCCUUCCUCGAAGCCGGAUACUAUGUCCGCGGCACAGUGCGAUCUCUCGAGACCGCUGAAAAAGUCCGCCAAACCUUCAUGCACCAUUCUUCACGACUAAGCUUUGCCAUCGUCCAAGACAUAGGCAAAGAAGGGGCCUUCGACGAGGCCGUCAAAGGCGUGCACGGCGUAAUCCACACAGCCACCCCCUACAAAGUGUCCGUCCAAGACAACAAGACCGAUCUACUGGAUCCAGCCAUCAACGGCACACUGAACAUCCUUCUCUCCGUCUCCAGACACGCCCCACAAGUCAAGCGGAUUGUCUUCACAGGCUCCUUUGUCUCAAUGCUCAACAUUCUCAAAGGCCGCUGGCCAGGCCACAUCUACUCCGAAACAGACUGGAACCCAACCACCUACGAAUCUGCGGCUUCUAAAGAUGCACCCGCGGGGAUGGCAUACGCAGGCGCAAAGACGUUCGCCGAGCGUGCAGCGUGGGACUUUGUUGCGAAGAACCACCCGCACUUUGAUAUCUCCUUCAUCCUGCCGCCGAUGACAUAUGGGCCCAAUCUCAAUGCCACGGCCUCGCUUACCAAUCUGAAUGCCUCGUCGUAUGAUAUUUACAGAUUGAUGACCCCACAGACAAGGCCCAGGGAUAUGGUUCCCGGGAAUGAGUUUUUCUCUUUUGUCGAUGUCCGCGAUGUUGCUGAGGCGCAUGUCCAAGCUUACCGGCGUUUCUUCGUCUGUCAGGGCAACUUUACCUAUCAGCAUUUUGUGAAUAUUCUGCGUGAGAAAUUGCCCGAGAUUCGGGCCGGUGCUGAUACGUCGAAGUCGCGGGAAGUGUUGGGGCUGAGGUAUCGGACGAUGGAGGACACGGUUGUUGAUGCUGCCAAGUCAUUCAUGGAGUUGGAGAGGAGUUGUAUUUGA